AUUAUAUCUCUUUAGUAAUUACUAGUAUAUAUCUGUAUACAUCUUUCGAGAAGGAGACAAUAAUACUGAAUACUAAUAAAUAAUAGGUUUGCAGGUUGAUACACGACCUCUUCACGCACUACCCAGUCGUUGAGAGAAUGCAGCUCCGGAGGCACCCUGCCAAGACGCUGCCUAUUGAGCUCAAUGGAGAAGCCAUAGUGGACAGCCUUACUGAAAAUAAUAAGAAAAGGGUGUGGGCUAGCAGAAUGGUAAGGGAUGACGAACUGUACAUAAUACAGGUUCAAGGCAUUGUUGGCAUCAGUCUCCCAACUACGCUGGUCGUCAAGAAGUGCCAGAACGUGAACCUAGCACUACAAGUGGAUGACAAUGUCAAGCACCGCUACAUUUCAGAGAUGCUCCUGUUAGCCAGCAACUCUCACGACAACAUCAUCAAAGUCGUAGACAUCAUCCAGAGGGAAGAUGCCAAUGCCAUCAUGCUCGUUUAUGAGUAUCCGGUGAAUGGCAGCCUUCAAUCCUGGCUGCACCAACAGAUGAAUGCUGUUCGGCCGCUGGGCUGGCCAGAGAGGAGGGUCAUUGCCAUUGGUGUGGCCAACGGGCUCUGCCACUUGCACCACAGAUGCAAAAAGCAGAUUAUCCACCACAACAUCAACUCCAACAACAUCUUGCUUGAUCAGAAUUUCAAGCCUGUGAUAGCCAGUUUUGACGCUGCACAGAUGAACAUGGCCGGGCUCGACCAACCGUUGCCAAUUGUAGGCCUGCCUCUAGGGAACUUUGGUUACUCAGCUCCAGGUAUGUUGGAAUACGGGGUCGCAGCAAGCGAGCUGACGGAGAAGGUAGACAUUUACAGCUAUGGUGUGCUGCUAGUGGAGCUCGUCACGGGGCGGAUGGCCAAUGUAGCUGGAGCGGAUGGUCAUUUGGCAACCUGGGCGCGGAACAACUUCACUAAGCUGAUGGCAAACCAACAGGAAAUGUUCCAGAGUGCCGUGGACCGGGACAUCCCAGAUCAAGCGCGGUACAUGAAGGAGAUGGCAACUGUGUUCAUGCUGGGUGUUGAUUGCACCGCUGUUGAUCCACAGAAAAGGCCGUCCAUGCGGAUGGCUCUCAAACGACUCCGCCGCGGCUACGGGCGCGGCCCAUUCCGUGGCCUCCUCACCUGCUAUCUGCUGUGAUGCUUGUUGUCUUUUCUAGAAAGAUCACAUCAUGAAUGAAUUGUUCAUAUGAUGACUCGGUUGAAUAAAUUUGUAGAUACAUCUCUGAGAACAUUUUGCUGUCGUGCCUUUUUCUGAGAACAUUUUGCUAUCCUGUUGUUUUCA
Molecule: messenger RNA, 1313 nt
Organism: Triticum aestivum (bread wheat)
Lineage: Eukaryota; Viridiplantae; Streptophyta; Magnoliopsida; Poales; Poaceae
Product: probable leucine-rich repeat receptor-like protein kinase At2g33170
Exons: 2
Coding region: 138-1169 (343 amino acids)
Biological process (GO): protein phosphorylation
Cellular component (GO): plasma membrane
Molecular function (GO): ATP binding; protein kinase activity
Source: RefSeq, a predicted model, not a curated record